This is a messenger RNA of Hymenoscyphus albidus, 1173 nucleotides long. NCBI's taxonomy places the organism in Eukaryota, Fungi, Ascomycota, Leotiomycetes, Helotiales, Helotiaceae. The record is from the annotation of a GenBank genome assembly.
AUGAGCGACCGCAUCCCCCCAACCCUCACACCCAACCCCCAAGCUAAACACCACUCCCACCCCUUCCACCAAUCCCCCUCCAACAGCCAAAACAUCCAAGACUUCGGGUCCUCCUCCUCUUCACAUCCUCACCCAACCUAUUCCUCCCACCAUAACAACUACAACGAUGGCAACCCUUUAGCUCACACCUCCUCCUCACCCUCCGCCCGCAACGCCGCCUUCGCGGGGUACCUCGAGCCCGGCCCCUACACACCGAAGAAGACGAAGCUUGGAAAUCCUGCUCCGUUGGGCUCGAGUGCGUUCGCGCUGACGACUUUCGUGUUGAGUCUCAUUAAUUUGCAGACGAGGGGGGUGACGACGCAGAAUUUGGUGGUGGCGGUUGCGUUUGCGUAUGGGGGGCUUGUGCAGUUGCUUGCUGGGAUGUGGUGAGUAAUUUUGACUUAAUCAUCGUUUUGUUUGCUGUUACACUUUAAAAAGACAGGAGAGGAAAGGGAAAAGGAAGAGGGAAUCCUAAGCUGAUUGUAUGGCAGGGAAAUCGCCGCGGGGAAUACAUUCGGUGCUACGGCUCUAGCAUCCUACGGCGGAUUCUGGAUCUCCUUUGCCAUUCUGCUUACACCGGGUGGCUUCCAGAUUGCGCAGCCGUAUGCGGGAGAGGGGAAUAAACUUGAGUUGGCGAUUGGAUUCUAUCUUAUCGUAUUUUUUCUCCCCAGCUUACUUUUGUUUACUUCCCUGCUUCGCCUUCUCUCUCCUCUCCCUUCAGUUCACUUCACCUCAUCGCCCUACCACAUCACUUACCCCCGGUCUCCAUCCCAACCCCAACUAACAAACCCCCAGGGCUGGUUCAUCUUCACCUUCCUCCUCUGCCUCCUCACCCUCCACUCCACCGUCGUCUUCUCAGCCCUCUUCUUCUUCCUCUGGCUCGCCUUCCUCAUGCUCGGUAUCGCUCAUCUCGUGACCCCGAAUCCCACCUCUCGCACCGCAGCAGCAGUCCCGAACGUGCCCUUGACCAAAGCGGGUGGUCUUUUCGGCUUGCUUGCCGCGUUUCUGGCGUGGUAUGUGGCGUUUGCGGGUAUUGCGGAUGCGAGUAAUAGUUUUUUUACGGUGCCGGUGUGGCAUUUUCCUUGGAGUGAGAAGGGGAGGGAGAUGAGGAAGGAGGAGGGGAAGGAUGUUUGA